Molecule: messenger RNA, 1656 nt
Organism: Linderina pennispora
Lineage: Eukaryota; Fungi; Kickxellomycota; Kickxellomycetes; Kickxellales; Kickxellaceae
Product: WD40 repeat-like protein
Exons: 3
Coding region: 84-1493 (469 amino acids)
Biological process (GO): mRNA splicing, via spliceosome
Cellular component (GO): U4/U6 x U5 tri-snRNP complex
Molecular function (GO): protein binding; U4 snRNA binding; U6 snRNA binding
Source: RefSeq, a predicted model, not a curated record
GUUCAAAUUGCCAUUGCUAGCCGUGGUGAUUAUAGAAUAGGCGCCUUUGUAUCCCUUAUUCUUAUCUGAAAUCAGUAUGGCCUAUGCAAUGCUGCACUGAGGCAAUGCAAGGGAGUAACAACCGGGUUAUGUUACACAAUAUGAGUAACCGCCAGGAGAGAGUACAUUUUGGCACACUCGAGCGGGAUGCUGUCGGUUAUGCAAAGCGCAAGCGUGAGGAGGAACAGCAAGAAACUCAAGAAGCCGGCACAUCGCGUAUAUCCAACAUUGACCUUGACAUGAUUGAAGAGGUGGUCGACGAGGCAGAAGAUGCGGAAUUGCGUUCAGAAACACUGGAGAGUCGGCGCAUGGCCAUGCAGGAGUUUGAGCGCAAGCGUAUAGCACGGGCGAUUGCGGUACCUACCGACGACGAAAAAGUAAAGCUUGCCCUGCGCAAACACGGGCAUCCAAUCUGUUUGUUUGGCGAGGAUGCAGGUGACCGGCGGUCGCGGCUGCGGUACAUCUUGUCAAAAAUUGCCAUGGAGGGUGGCCAGAUCGAUGAGCAGGCAGAUAAGGAAAAAGGCGGUACUGGGAGCGACGAUGAAGACGAGGAGUUUUUCACCGAGGGGUCUCAAGAGCUGCUGAAAGCACGCAGAGACAUUGCAGGGUUCUCACUAGGCCAAGCACAGAAGCGUAUUGAGCGACAGGGUGAGGAGUUCAAGGUGCCACUGGUAGAGGUGAGGCAGAGGCGGCAAGAGUUGGUUGCGAAGCUGAAGAAUUAUGCAAACAUGGGAUCGCAGGUGGGUGAUGACCGGCCACUAUCGCGAGGCAUUUUCUCGCCUGACUCGCAGCACUUAUUGACAGCCUCGUGGACUGGUCACAUCAAGCUCUGGAGUAUCCCGGACUGCCAGCCCAUCCGCACUUAUCGCGGGCACACCGAUCGGGUUGGUGGUCUGUCAUUCCAUCCUCAGGCUGGAUCACAGGGCGAAGAGACGGCUGAUUUUGCCAGUGGUGCAGCAGACAGUCAGAUCCUCCUGUGGUCGAUGGGCAAGGAGGCGCCGGUAGGCAAGCUGGAGGGCCAUGCCAGCCGUGUCGUGCAUGUGCAUCACCACCCAUGUGGCAAAUACUUGGGCAGCGCCAGCUAUGAUGGGUCAUGGCGACUGUGGGAUCUCACGACACAAACAGAGCUGCUGCUACAAGAGGGACAUUCACGCGAGCUGUUUGCACUGAGGUUCCAGUGCGAUGGCUCUCUGGCAGCUACAGGCGGUCUGGACGGGAUCGGGCGGGUGUGGGACCUGCGGUCUGGCCGGUCGAUUAUGAGCCUGCAGGGCCACGCCAAAGAGAUCUUUGGCAUAGACUGGUCGCCGAAUGGGUUCCAGGUGGCCACAGGCAGCGCCGACAAUACGGUCAAGAUUUUCGAUCUGCGACGGAUCGCGCAGGUACACGAGAUUCCCGCACACCGGUCUAUUGUGACGGAUGUGCGAUUUUCGGUGCACGAUGGGGGCAGUAUCUAGCGACGUCGUCAAAUGACGGGCUGGUGAAUGUAUGGACGGCGGGCGACUGGCGGCUGCAAAAGUCGCUGGCAGGACAUUCAGGCAAGGUUAUGAGCGUGGACAUUUCCAGUGACGGCAGCUGCAUGGCCUCGACCGGAUACGACUGCACGCUCAAGCUGUGGAU